ACGGGUUUGUGCGGUCGGAUUCGGAGAUUGGUUUUGGGCCCGUCGGAAACCGAAUCCGACCGAAUCUAAGGGUAUCUUUAUGGCUAGGCCCAAUCUAAACAGAAAUAUAAUUAAGCACAGUUGGAAGAGUAAAGACUCUAGUGCUAGCAUCAGAUAUGCAAAGUUUAACAGGGGAAUUUUCACAAACAUGUAGAGCACAGGUUGGUAGGCGAAACAAAUUAUGGCACGAUAAUGCUCGUCUGAUAAAUUCCUAAAUCAACCGAGCCGGCCCAACCAAAACCAAGACUCUCUCUCAGUCUCAAAUCUCAAUUCAUUAGUUCCACUUCUUCGUGAGAUUCAUACGCACAAACAACAACGUUACUCCGCUAGGGUUCAUCAUUCUCUCAGGUAAUCGGUUGAUUCUAGGGUUCAUCCUUUCAAUUUCCAGUUCGUGGUUUCAUCGUUUAAGAACUAACUCUUUCUACCUUCCAAUUUUUCGGUUGAUGCUAGUUCGUGAUUUUAGUUCCAACUAGUCAAAGGUUUAAUGCUGCAGCCUGUAGGAAGGCCAUUAAUACCUUUGUUAUCCUUGAUGAACAUUCCUUUAGAGUGGUUGAGGGUGUUGGUUUUAAGCAAAUUUGUAAACAAUUGCAACCCCAAAUGGCUAUCCCUACUAGGAGGACCGUUGCUAGGGAUUGUUUUCAGCUUUACCUAGCUGAAAAGUCACGUCUUAAAGCCUUUUUUUAAAUCUGAUUGUACUAGGGUUGCACUAACCACAGACUGUUGGACUUCGAUACAAAACCUUAGUUAUAUGGCCACCACUGCACACUUCAUUGACACUGCUUGGAAGUACCAAAAAAAAUUUAUUAGUUUCUCUUUAGUUCCAAAUCACAAAGGUGAUACCAUUGGCAUGAAAGUCGAGGACGUUUUGAGGGAAUGGGGGCUUAGGAAAGUGUCUACAAUUACCCUGGAUAACGCAACAGCAAAUGAUGUGGCUGUGAGUUAUUUGGAUAGAAGACUUAAGAGCAAUAAUGCUUUACUGGGUGUAGGUGAUUAUUUGCAUAUGAGGUGUGCUGCCCAUGUCUUGAACUUGGUAGUGAGAGAUGGUGAAAAAGAACAUGAAGGGUCUAUUGAAUCAGUUCGCACUGCUGUUAGGUUUGUAAGGUCUUCUCCACAAAGAGCUAUGAAGUUUAAGGAGUGUGUUGAACUUGCGGGCAUAACUUGUAAAAAAAAACUUUGUCUUGAUGUUUCUACAAGGUGGAAUUCCACUUACCUAAUGUUGGAUGCUGCUGAAAAGUUUGAAGCUGCAUUUGACAAUAUGAUUGAUGAGGAUCCUGGAUACAUCGAAUAUUUUGACCUCCUUACCGGUCCACCCGGUUCUCAGGAUUGGAAAAAAGUUAGGGCUUUUGUGGUUUUCUUACAAACCUUCUAUGAGGCAACCAAAGUGUUUUCAACUUCGCAAGAAGUGUCCUUGCAUUUAGCUUUUCAUAACUUGUCUUCAAUUUUGUGUGAGCUUCAAGAAGCUUCAUUUAACUUGAAUUCUUAUGUGGCUCCAAUGAUUUCACAUAUGAAGGUUAAAUAUGAUAAGUAUUGGGGGGAUGUGGGAAAAGUGAAUCAUUUUCUUUACUAUGGAGUGAUCUUUGAUCCUAGGUUUAAGUUUAACUAUAUUGAGUGGUCUUUUAAUGAUAUGUAUGGGCAUUCUAGUGACCUUGCCAAGAAAAAUAUUGAAUGUGUCAAAACUAGUUUGUUUAAACUAUAUAAUUGGCAUAAAUCUGAUCAUGAUAAGAAUGUUGGGGCUAGUCCUUUAAGUGCACCAGGGAGCACUUCCCUUGGAGAAGCAUCUUCCCAACCAAAAGAACCAUCACCUUUUACAAGGGCUAAUGCUUUUAAGAAACAUCUGAAGGAAAAAGACACAAUUGAAAAUGAAAAUGAACUAGAGAAGUACUUAGGUGACCCUUGUUGCGGGGAUGGGGAAAAUUUUAGUAUUCUUAAUUGGUGGAAGGAAAAUUGCACCCGUUAUCCUAUAUUAGCAACCUUGGUUCGGGAUGUGUUGGCAACACCUAUUUCUAGUGUAGCCUCAGAAAGUGCUUUUAGCACGGGGGGGGAGGAUUUUAGAUAUCUAUAGGAGCUCUUUGAGUCCAGAUAUGGUCGAAGCGCUUAUAUGUACUCAAAACUGGUUGAAGCCUUCUGACAAUGAUCUAAAUGUCCUUAAUAUGACUGAAGAAUAUGAGAUUAGUGAAUCAAUUGUUUCAGAGUUUCAAGUAGCUACUGGUGGAGCAGCUGCUCCUACACAGGCUGGGCCUGUUUAAUUCUCGCCUAGCUGUGAAUUUUUGAAUAUUUUGGAGUCACUUUGUGAUUCAAUAAGACAGGCCUUUCUUUUUUGGAGUCAUUUUUUGAAACUAAGGAUGGAACCGUUUCAGUAGCUACUGCGUUUGCUGGUCAUCAGGAAGAUUGUUGUUAUUUCAUAUUGCUGUUGUUAUGAGAAUCAUGACUCAGAAACUUUUUGGGCAGACUUUUUGGGCAGCCACUGCUGCUAGUUUCAUAACAAUUCAGUGUUCGAAAUGUUACAUUUUUUUGACUUGGGGAUUAACAAAUCUAUAUUCAUUAAGCCCAAGACAUUUCACCUUACAGUACUAAUGCUUAAGCUGUGGAAUACUGUUCCUGUACCUAGGCAUUGGUGUCAAAAGAGAAAUUUUUUGCAGGGGAAACGGGGAAUUGAAAAACAACCCUUUCAGCUUCCUGAUUUCAUUGCUGCCACUGGAAUUGAGAAAAUCAGACAGGCGUAUAUUGAGAAAGAGGACAGUAAAAAGUUGAAACAAAAGCAAAGGGAGCGCAUGCAACCUAAAAUGGGAAAAAUGGAUAUAGACUAUCAGGUUCUUCAUGAUGCAUUUUUUAAGUAUCAGACAAAGCCAAAACUGACAUCCUUUGGGGAGUUGUAUCAUGAAGGAAAAGAAUUUGAGGUAUUACCCAUGCUAGAAAGUAUUGAAAAAGAUUCAGUGUAACUUCUGCUUUGGUUGUGCUUAUUUCUCUCGCUACAUUUUGAUUUUGGUUUUGUUGAAGCAUUGAGCUGUCUCUUAGGACACCACAAUAACUGCUUCUUCGCAGGAACUGAUCUCUAUUGUGGAACAAUAUGUAUUUGUCCCAAUGUUAUAAUAUGAGUAGAAAUUUAGAAUACAAAUGUUAACAAUGAUUGUUCAAUCCAUUUCCGAAAAAUGCAGCAAUUUCAUAAG
Messenger RNA from Lathyrus oleraceus (garden pea), 3206 nucleotides. RefSeq lists its product as uncharacterized. NCBI's taxonomy places the organism in Eukaryota, Viridiplantae, Streptophyta, Magnoliopsida, Fabales, Fabaceae. The record is from RefSeq and is a predicted model, not a curated record. The transcript is spliced from 8 exons. Gene Ontology annotation, cellular component: nucleus. Bases 2538 to 2978 code for a protein of 146 amino acids.